CCCAUCCAUCCAAGAAAAUGCGCUCCUCUCUAAUUCUCGCUGUCUCCACCGCCCUCCUCUUGGACUUGGCUGCUGCCAAAAAUCUGGUGUUGAAGAACAAUUGUGCCAAACCCAUCGAAGCUGGUGUUCUCCAAAAUGGCCAAUCCACUCCUACCUACUACACCAUUGGCACCGGUUCCUCUCAAACAGCCUCUGUGGCUGCCAACUGGGCUGGUCGCACUUGGGCUCGCAUUGAUUGCGAUCAAUCUAGCGAACAAUCAAACAACACACAGUGCGGUGUCCCGGGAACCCCCAACCCUGCCAGUUUGGCCGAAUUCACUUUUGAAGGCUCUGGCAAUCAAGACUUCUACGAUUUGUCUAUGGUGGAUGGCUACAACUUGGGUAUCAGCAUUGCCCCUAUCGGUGCCUCUCAAGGAUCCACCAAGUAUCAAUGCGGAUCUCCUGCCUGCUCCGCAUUGCCCACUUGUCCCAGUGACUUAUCCGUCCGAACCACCACCGGAGAUCUCUUGUCUUGUCAGAGCGAUUGCUCUCACUACAACGAACCUCAGUAUUGUUGUACCGGUGCUUACGGCUCUGCUGCUACUUGCAACGGUGGUCCUUAUGCUCCCAUGAUCAAAUCUGCCUGCCCUGAUGCAUACAGUUUUGCAUAUGAUGAUAGCACCAGUACUUAUACUUGUGACUCUGGAACUGCCACUGGAUACACCAUUACCUGGUGCCCUUAAACGCAUGACUAGGUUUUUGAAUUUAUAACAAUCGGUCG
Messenger RNA from Umbelopsis ramanniana AG, 760 nucleotides. RefSeq lists its product as uncharacterized. The record is from RefSeq and is a predicted model, not a curated record. The transcript is spliced from 2 exons. The coding region runs from base 18 to 722 and encodes 234 amino acids. Lineage: Eukaryota; Fungi; Mucoromycota; Umbelopsidomycetes; Umbelopsidales; Umbelopsidaceae.